AUGCGGAUUGGUGGAGCAUCAGAUCCAGUGUACGAUGAGUACAUAACCGCGCUAGGAGAUGAUAUGAAGGGUUUGGCUGACAAGUUUAAGGCGUUGGGUCUGGCUACCAACAGCAUGCAGGUCCACAUGGCGGUGGCCAUUCCGCACACAAGAGGCGGCAAGCUGGUGGCCAAAGGGACAUUUGUGAAGGCGUCGCCUCGAGAGUGGUGGUAUUCGGACGUGGCACUGCUCAAUGACAAGGGUGGGGACUGGUAUGCAAAAUGUCAGUGCAUUUUCAAGGCGGUUGACUGUGAUGGGGAUUGGAAGGGGUACGCAUAUGUGAGGUACUAUGAGAAGGCUGGGAGCUGCAACCUCACGGGAUGUACGCAGCUGCACAAGACAGUGGAGGAUGUGAGGUUCUCGGUGGUGGAGCUGAAAAGCCUGCAGAGAGUGGUGCACGUGUGCCCUUCGUACAGCAACAAAAAGGCCCUGCUUGCUACCGCACAUCCGGAUGACGUGUUCUGCUUCCACGAGAUUAAUUUUCUUCCCAGCCAGCUGCCGAAGUCGUACAUUCCGGAUAAGUGCAAUGUGGUGGAGCGUAUCGUCAGCGUCGGCAUCCUCUACAAUGCAAUGGGGAGUUGUUCCGCAGUGCCUCUGGUGGUGCUAGAGCCAUCCAAUAGGCCCGAGCGCCGGCGGGCGAGCGCCGCAUCGCGCAAGGUGGCCGUUCGCCGUGAUUGCAACACCAUCAUCCUCACCAUUCACAAGGCGCAUCGCAUCACAGGCGAGGUGGCGCCGCCCGUCACGGAGCACGACUUUAGUGUGCAGCACCUCACAAACACCCGAGUCGUCAACAUUCGUGGAUCGGUUCCAAAGACGGGCCUGCCGCACCUCCAGGGAGUGGGUGAUGCGCUGAAGGCGUAUUACCGCGUUAUGCUGAUGAGGCGUGCGUUAGGGUCCAAGCGGUUCCAGUUCGACUAUUCGGCUUCCAUCGCUGAUGUCGACUAUAACGACAUACUCGAGUGGCUGGGAGAAGCGUGGACUCGUGUGCGCGCGGCUACCAUGCAGCGGAGCUGGUGGCGUGCAGGAUGCGUGCUGGCGAGCUGGCCGCCCCUGAUGGCGUACCUAGGUGACACGUGCGCAACCGGCAUGUUUGAGCCUAUUAUUUCGGUAUGCGUCGAUUUGCAGUUGCUUAUCAAGAAGUUCAAGGUAAGGCCUGUGUGCUACAUGACGGCCGCAGAUUUUAUCAACUGCGACGCGGAACUAUGCGUGGAACAGGGGUUCAGAGCCACACCUGCUGCCAGCGCGUUUGAUGACUCGUCGGGCGACAUGAGCCUGCCAAACGGCCCAUUGCUACGGGACGAGCGCAGCAAGAGGCGCGUGAUACCCAACGUCACAAACGUGUACGUGGAGCGUGCCGAUCAGCUCGGCGUCCCCCCGGUGGCUGUGCCAGCAGAGGUCGGAGCAUUGAACUAG
Closterium sp. NIES-65 is the source of this 1452-nucleotide messenger RNA. Lineage: Eukaryota; Viridiplantae; Streptophyta; Zygnematophyceae; Desmidiales; Closteriaceae. The record is from the annotation of a GenBank genome assembly.